AACUGGUACUGUCUGUUUUAUCUAGACGAUAAUUCUGGGAGAGUAGAACUAAAAUUUUACUUUGACCCCCACCCUAGUUAGCAACACAGCAGUAGACAGUCACAUGAUGAUGGGUGUGUGUGCGUUUCUGUGAAUAUAUCAAUAUAUGAAGUAUCUAUUUCUUUAAUAACUACAAAUUAAUAUAAUUUCUUUGUAAAAUAUAUUGAUUAUCACAUACAUACUUAGUGUAAAGAAGAUUCUACUCAAAUUAAAAAAAUGGCUCAAAUGCGAAAUAUAUUAGGAACUACUUUUGUGAUUACUGCUUCUAUUACAAUCAUAAUUUUAGUGUUAUAUCAUGUAUUUACUGGUAAAGGUGAACGUGUCAGCAUUGCAUGGUUUUUGGAAGGUACAUCACCAUAUAUGUGGGCUACUUUAGGUAUUGGAUUUGCAGUUGCGUUAUCUGUAGUUGGUGCAGCAUUAGGCAUCCAUACAACAGGAGUAUCUAUUAUAGGUGGUGGUGUAAAAGCACCUAGAAUAAAGACCAAAAAUUUAAUUUCUGUGAUAUUUUGUGAAGCAGUAGCUAUUUAUGGUUUGAUUACUGCCAUUGUAUUAUCUGGCAUGCUUGACGAAUUUACUUAUGAAAAAGUUAAUUCACCUGAGAAUUCUGACGUGAAAAGUCAGAAUUGGAUGGCAGGUUAUUUGAUGUUUGGAGCAGGAUUUGCAGUAGGUCUUGUUAAUCUAUUUUGCGGCAUAGCUGUAGGUAUUGUUGGUUCUGGUGCAGCAUUAUCUGAUGCAGCAAACUCUGCACUUUUUGUUAAGAUUCUUAUAGUUGAAAUAUUUGGAUCAGCUAUAGGUCUUUUUGGAUUAAUUGUGGGUAUUUAUAUGACAUCAAAAGUGAAAAUGGGGAACAAGGCAUAAAUGCAUUUAUUAAAACAAUGCCUGAAAUAAUACAUUAUGAUUCAUCAUGUUUCAUUCCAUAUUUUAUCAUUAUUGGGUAAAUAAAUAUAGAAAAACAGACUUCUUUAAUAUUAUCAAUAGAUACCAAAAUGUUUCAUAGAUGAUGCACAUAAAAUAUAACUUCGUGUAACAUAGACAUAAGACAAACUUUUUGGACUUAUUUGUGAACAAACAUUUGAAUGUUUGACAACUUCCUGUGUAUUGCUGAUUUUUUGGCAUUGUCACAUUCAUUAUUGUAAUUUAAAGUAUAUUAUAAUAAUUUAAGUUAUAAUGCUUUAAUCGAUAUAUAAUUUAAUGUACAUAUUUAAUGUUCAUUUUCCAGUUGCAUUUGUGUUCAUAAAAAUAACAAAUAUGAAUCAGGAAAUAUUUUUAAUCAUAUAAAAUUCUCUUUUUUCGUAAAGUUUGUAAUGUAACAGUUAUUGCAAUAUUUACAAAUAAUACGAUUUAUCUUACCAUUAAGUGGAAGUUGGAGAAUGAGUUAAGAUUCAUAGAGAGAAUAAAAAAUAUUUAUUCAACACUGUAUAAAAAUAUGAAUGAUUGUAUAAAUAACAAUAUAACAAAUAUGUUAAAUGUAAAAUAUAUAAAAUAGUGAUGUUA
Messenger RNA from Vespa crabro (European hornet), 1533 nucleotides. RefSeq names its product V-type proton ATPase 21 kDa proteolipid subunit (gene VhaPPA1-1). Gene Ontology annotation, cellular component: proton-transporting V-type ATPase, V0 domain. Gene Ontology annotation, biological process: proton transmembrane transport. NCBI's taxonomy places the organism in Eukaryota, Metazoa, Arthropoda, Insecta, Hymenoptera, Vespidae. The transcript is spliced from 5 exons. Bases 256 to 897 code for a protein of 213 amino acids. The record is from RefSeq and is a predicted model, not a curated record. Gene Ontology annotation, molecular function: proton-transporting ATPase activity, rotational mechanism.